UCGGCAGUCAUAUCGUGGCUCAAAUUUUUCUGACUCUAGUUAUCAAGAGUAAGCAUAUCGAUACACACUAGCUUCAUAUCGUUAGCAAUGCAUCCCUGUAAUUCCCUCCACUCCUGAUACCAAGAAUGGAAAACAUAUCGAUAAGCUAACAAAAAGUGUCGAUAUGGGCAAAGAGGAAAGCUAAGUCCGCAGUGUACUUUUCAAUAUUUCCCAAAUAGCAGUGCUUUGGUCGCGUACACAACAUGGAGGUGGAUCAGCUGACUUUGGCCGAUGUGGUGUUUGUUAUUGAAACCAGUGCUAUCAAUGGAGCCUACUUAAACGAGCUGAAAACCAAUUACAUUUUGCCCACUUUGGAACACUUUACCCAGGGCUCAAUUGAUGAACGCGAAUUCCUGAUAGCCGAACGCUAUGCGACGCUCUAUGGCAUUGUUACAUAUCGCACCGCCUCGAAUCUCCUGGAGCCUGUGUGUACCACUUAUGGCCCUUUUGUACAACCACAGAAAGUCAUUGAGACAAUUGAACGACUACCGCUGGUCGGUGGCGGCAUGGAAUCGCAUGCCCACAUGGCCGAGGGCUUUGCUGCUGCCCAUGGCUGUUUCGAUGAGAUCAGCGAGCAGCGUCACAUAUUGGACCAGGGCAAUAUGCAGCGCCAUUGCAUAUUGAUCUGCAACAGUCCGCCGUAUCAGAUGUCAGUGAAUGAAUCCUGGAAGUACAAGGGCAAAUCGUGCGAACAGCUGGCGGCUCUAUUCAAUGAGCGUAAAAUCAAUUUAUCCAUUAUUGCGCCGCGUAAAAUGCCAGUGCUGUUCAAGCUGUUCAUAAAGGCCGACGGCGAUCAGCCCAUAACGACCAAAAAUUAUGCCAAGAACAUUCGGCAUUUGGUGCUGCUUAAGGGCUACAGCCUGAAGGAGCGAGCACCCAGUCCCAAUAGCAUGGCUGUGGGCGGUUCAACGGCAGCUCAACAUCAAAUGGGCGCUCCACAGCCCCAACCAACAGCAGUGCAAGUCAUGAAUAAUAAUCCAAAUGGCCAACAGUCAGGUCAAGUUCAGAACAUGCCCAUGGACACAACGCCUUCACAACAGCAGCAGCAGCAGCCGGGCGGUGGGCCACAGCAGCAACAGCAAGUUAUGAACAUGAACUCGAUGCAACAGCAACAGCAACAGCAGCAGCAGCAACAGCAACAACAGCCACAACAGCAACCUGGACCAGGCGCUCAAACAGGUCUCAUGACUGCACAGCAACAGCAGCAACUGCUGCAACAACAGCAGCAGCAACAGCAGCAGCAACAACAACAGCAACAACAACAAUUUGUGCCUAAUCAAAUGCAGAAUGCCAACUUUCAGCCAAACGUUGGGCCAGGUCAGAACCGCUGGCUGUAUCCAAAUCAGCCCGGACAGCGUCCAGCCUUCAUGCAAACACCUGGCAACAAUAUGCCGUUACAGCAAACGCAGAAUCCCAAUUCGGCAUUGAUUUCCCGUAUAAAUGCGCCGCCUAAUCAAACUGUCAACUCGCUGCAGCAGCAACAACUACAGCAGCAACAGCAACAGCAGCAACAACAACGAUUACAAAUGUUAAGCCAUCAGCAAUUCAAUCAGCUGCAACAGCAGCUGGCACAGCAACAACAGCAGCAUCCACAGCAACAGGUGAAUCCCAAUGCUAAUGCCAAUGCCAAUAUGUUGCCAGCUGUUUCUAGUGCUGCUAAUCAGCAGCAACAACAGCAGCAGCAACAACAGACGCAGCAACAACAAUUGCAGCAGCAGCAACAGCAGCAACAACAACAACAACAACAACAGCAGCAACAGCCACAGGAACAAUCAUCGCUACGUGAAAAAAUCUGGACCGGUAUCCUCGAAUGGGCGGAGAAGACUAAAAAUGAUCAGCAAAAGAUUCCGCAUUCGCUGCAGUGCACCGUCUGCACCAAUAUCAAGGAUGGGGAGCCCGAAAUCAAGGCUGACAAUUGGCCGCCAAAGCUGUUGAUGCAGCUAAUGCCGAAACAUCUCGUGGGCAACAUUGGCGGUCAGUUCCUCAAGGACUCGAAAAUGGUAGUGUUUCGUCCAACGCCAGGCGAGGCGCUUGAUUCGUUAGCGAAAAUGAUGACCUCCGGCUUUGCCGGCUGCGUUCAUUUCUCGGCGCUGCCCAAUACGCCCGCCUGCGACAUUAAAGUGCUCAUCCUGCUAUACACUGCCGAUCGUAAUGCGUUUCUCGGCUUCAUACCCAACAAUCAGUCCAUGUUUGUGGAGCGCUUGCGCAAGGUGAUACAGCAGAAGCAAUCGCACGGCAAUAUGCAGCAGCAGCAGCAGCAAAUGCCGCCGCAACAACAAAUGCAGCAGAUGAUGCAACAGCAACAGCAGGGCAAAUCGCCAAUGGAAAUGCAACAACAGCAGCAGCAGCAACAACAAAUGCAGCAAGACAAUUCGCAACAACAACAGCAGCCACAUUAUAAUCAAUAUGCACAGCUCAACAUGCAAAUGGGCGGCGCCCCAGGGGGCAACGGAGGUGGCGGCAUGCCCAUGCAGCCCCAAAUGCAAAUGAACAUGAUGCAGCAACAGCAGCAGCAGCAGCAACAGCGCAUGCCAUUGGGCGUACCCGUUGCGAAUCCCAAUCUACAACAGCAGCUACAACAACAGGUGCCACAGCAGCAACAGCAGCGCAUGGUGCGUCCCAUGCUGGGCAACAACAAUCCAGGACUCCGUCAGCUGUUGCAGCAUCAAACGCCCGGCAAUCAGUUUCGCCCCCAAAUGGGCGGGCAACCAAAUCAGAUGGGUGCCGGCGGUCCUAUGGUGGGCAAUCGCAACUUUGACGAUGGCGGCUAUGAGUUUAUGUAAAAUUUUAAUAUGUUCUUGUAGUAUAUAUAUAUAUAUAUAUAUACCUAUAGAUAUUCGCGUUCAGUAUCAGUAUCUGUGUAAACCCACGCAACUCCCACUCCCUCAAAAAACUUGUUUGUAAAUUGUCAAGUCUCUCUCUACUCUCUAAAGACAUUUUGUAAUCAUAGGCCCACAUCGAUACAUCUAUCUAUUUAA
Drosophila hydei is the source of this 3017-nucleotide messenger RNA. Its product is annotated as mediator of RNA polymerase II transcription subunit 25. Bases 243 to 2822 code for a protein of 859 amino acids. The record is from RefSeq and is a predicted model, not a curated record. NCBI's taxonomy places the organism in Eukaryota, Metazoa, Arthropoda, Insecta, Diptera, Drosophilidae. Gene Ontology annotation, biological process: positive regulation of transcription by RNA polymerase II. The transcript has 2 exons. Gene Ontology annotation, cellular component: mediator complex; transcription regulator complex.